UAAUGAAUAAAAUACUCAAACUUACCAAGAAUUUUUCAAAUAUUAAAUAUAUAUAUUCCUCUGUAUCACGAACUACUCCAAUUGCAUGUAAUAAUUGGAUUUCAAAUUCAUCAGAGUUUCAGAUACGGAAAUACUCGACAGAAGUUGAAAAAGCUAAAACUGCAAAAUGGAAUAAAAAUGAAGGAACAAUAUUUGAUAAAAUUAUUUCAAAAGAAUUGAAAGCAGAAAUAAUUCAUGAAGAUGAUAGGUGUAUGGCUUUUCUUGAUGUAAAUCCUCAAGCACCUGUACAUUUUUUAGUUAUUCCAAAAAGACGUAUACCAAUGCUCGAUGAAAGUUCUCCUGAAGAUAUUGAACUUUUAGGGCAUUUAAUUUUAACUGCUAAAAAUUUAGCCAAAGAGAGAGCUCCUGACGGAUAUCGAUUAGUUAUCAAUAAUGGAGUUAAUGGGUGUCAAAGUGUUUAUCAUUUACAUAUACACAUUGUUGGUGGACGUCAAUUAAAUUGGCCUCCAGGAUAAAAUGUUCAGAAUUUGUUAAAUUUUGUAUAGAAAAUAAAUGUUAAUAAACAAUGAAA
Messenger RNA from Chrysoperla carnea, 571 nucleotides. RefSeq lists its product as uncharacterized. Gene Ontology annotation, biological process: purine ribonucleotide catabolic process. Gene Ontology annotation, cellular component: nucleus; cytoplasm. The coding region runs from base 3 to 515 and encodes 170 amino acids. The record is from RefSeq and is a predicted model, not a curated record. The transcript is spliced from 3 exons. Gene Ontology annotation, molecular function: hydrolase activity. NCBI's taxonomy places the organism in Eukaryota, Metazoa, Arthropoda, Insecta, Neuroptera, Chrysopidae.